This is a messenger RNA of Sorghum bicolor (sorghum), 1474 nucleotides long. RefSeq names its product BTB/POZ and MATH domain-containing protein 1. The transcript has 2 exons. The coding region runs from base 273 to 1286 and encodes 337 amino acids. The record is from RefSeq and is a predicted model, not a curated record. Lineage: Eukaryota; Viridiplantae; Streptophyta; Magnoliopsida; Poales; Poaceae. Gene Ontology annotation, molecular function: protein binding. Gene Ontology annotation, biological process: protein ubiquitination.
CGCCCCUGUCGCAAGGCAAACCCUAGAGGGAGGCGAGAGACCAGAGACGCGAUGGCUAUUGGAGGACGCCAGGCGUAGUACGUCGUACCACGACUCGGCCAGAGUCCCUCAGCCCGUGGCAGUCCAGGAUCACCAGGAGGUGUCGGUCCCAGGUGGGGUGAGUUGUCGAGGUCGGAGCGUGCCGCGUGCAACGCCUCAUCUCCGGUCGCCGCCACCAACAAGCAGGGAUCAUCAGUUCUCACCUCCGGCGGCACACAGGCAAUUGACCCCGCAUGACAAUGCUGGAGCAGCGGACUAUUGAUUCGGCUUCCCGUGAAUUCAGACUAAACUAUGAGCAAACCAAGCGUUUUGCCAUUGACAAGGCAGUCUACUGUGAUCCGUUCUCCAUUUGCGGGCACAUGUGGCGGAUAGUCUGCUACCCAAGAGGGGAUAUUGGGUCUGACAGUGGUGAAUACCUCACACUCUAUCUGGAGCUGCUGAGCACAUCCACAAGUGGUAAGGCCAUCUGCGACAUCCUUUUAUUGAACAAGAACGGUAAGCCAUGUUCUAGGAUUGCAUCAUCAAGGGUUUGUGUUCCUCUGCCUCAUAGCAGGAAUGCUGCUGAAUGGGUCUUUAUCACUAGUAUGUAUAUUUCAUUUAAUAAUCUAGAGGAAAAUUUCCUGACAGAGGGACAUAUCACUUGGGUAUGCUCCAUCAUGGUUAGCCGUGAUGUCAGCAUCCCUAUGCCAGCCUCAGACAUUGGAAAACAUUUUGGUAUGCUGCUAGAUAGCAUGGAUGGGACUGAUAUUUCAUUCACAAUUGACAAUGAGACAUUCCAUGCACACCGAGCAGUGCUUGCUGCCCGUUCACCCGUCUUCAAAUCUGAGCUCCUCGGUUCCAUGGCUGAGUCUACUAUGCCAAACAUCACCCUCUGUGACAUUGCUCCAGCCACAUUCAGAGUCAUGCUUCGGUUUAUGUACACAGAUGCCUUGCCUAGAGAUGAUGAGCUCGGGGACUCUCCCUUAGAGAUGAUGCGACAUCUACUAGCUGCGGCUGACCGGUAUGCAUUGGACCGACUGAAGCUCAUUUGUGCACAGAGAUUGUUGGAUGGUUUGUCUGUCGACACUGUUGGUACUACCUUAGCUUGUGCUGAAAUGUACAGCUGCCUGGAGUUAAAGAGCAAGUGCAUUGACUUUUUUACAGCUGGGGAAAAUUUCAAGAAGGCUUUCUUAACUAAAGGUUUUAUUCAAUUGGUGCAGCAUUUUCCUUCCAUUAUUGAUGAGCUUCGAGAGAGGAUGGGACUAUAACCUGGUGGGGCAUACUGGCAUCCAAACUUGACUGGUUAUGGUGUUCAGAUAUAUAUUUUUGUGACUGGUAUGUGGUAUCACAAUUGAUGUGUCAAGCUAUGGAGCUGAGAUUAUGCAAACUUAAUAGCCUUGUAUUGUUUCUCUGCUGUCUUGGUGUUGUUAUGCUUCAUGCUUUUGAGAUGUUACUU